AUGUCAAUCCAGCAAUUUAAAGAGUUACAGUUGCGGCAUGUGCUGGAACUAUACCAACUACUAUAUCAACAAAACCAGUAUAAAAAGACAAAAUUAUUAGAGUUGAAGCAACAGUUGGAGCGACAGUUGGAGCAACAAUUAGAGCAACACUUGGAGCAACACUUGGAGCAACAGUUGGAGCAACAGUUGAAGCAGCAGUUUGAGCAGCAAGGAAUGCAACUAUUACGUAAACAAGACCAAGAAUUCCGAUUGUUUUUACAUCCAGCUUCACAAAAAAUAGAAAAAGAUAAGAUGCGCCCACGUAAAUACUCUCUACAUGCGUGCAAUUCGUGCUGUAGAGCACACCAAGCGUGUGUAAUAGAAGAGAGCUCUGCUUCUUGUAGUAGGUGUAUUGAGAAAAAUUUUGAAUGCACUUUUAAAAGGAUUCGCAAAAAAAGAGGCAGACCUAAAAAAAAAUCAAAGGAAAACAGUAAUGGCCAUCAAUGUUGUUAUAGCAGCAACGAACCUAUACCUGAUUUACGUGAAGGUUCCAGUGCUUUUUGA
Molecule: messenger RNA, 543 nt
Organism: Entrophospora sp. SA101
Lineage: Eukaryota; Fungi; Glomeromycota; Glomeromycetes; Entrophosporales; Entrophosporaceae
Source: the annotation of a GenBank genome assembly